This is a messenger RNA of Drosophila mojavensis, 1591 nucleotides long. RefSeq lists its product as uncharacterized. Bases 363 to 1337 code for a protein of 324 amino acids. Lineage: Eukaryota; Metazoa; Arthropoda; Insecta; Diptera; Drosophilidae. The transcript has 6 exons. The record is from RefSeq and is a predicted model, not a curated record.
UCGCCGUUUCAGACGUCAACAGCAGCCGUAGCAGCAGCAACAACCAAACGCGUAGUGAAAUCUCAAAGUAAACGAAAGUUUUGACGAGCAACGAAAAGAAAAGAAAGAAGAAAAGAGAUAGAGAAGAAAAUAACAUUACACUCAAACUCUAUUACCGUGGUGCUCAAUUGCAGUGCUGCAGGUGAAUUGUGCCUCUUCGAACAUCGCGUGAGCAAUUCAAAUCGUGCGUCCCGAAAUUUCGAGAGAUUGAACGAAGCUGCGUGAUCCUUGUGAAUAUCGUUGUUUUAACUAGCCUCUGCGACACUUACAGCGUCUAAUUAACUGUACGCUAGCUGAAGAGAUAAACAGAAACGCAGAGCGCCAUGUUGAAUCAACGCAAGCUACAGGCCUACUUGCUGCUCUGCAUAGUGGCUAGCAACUGCCUGCUGCUCACCUUCGCCUUUCCCCAGCAGGAGCUCUACCAGCGACAGCUGGCCCAAUCCCAGUCCCAGUCCCAGUCCCAGUCCCAAUCGCGGUCGCCAGUCUAUCGGCCCGAGAGCAGCGGACGCAAGUAUGCCGUGAAGCCGAACGCCUCCAAGAAGGUGGCGCUGGAUGACAUCGAGGAUGAUAUCGAGGGCAAUCAGAUACAGGAAACCGUGAGCGGACCCGGUGGCUUCACCUGGUCAAACAUGCUGUCCACCGUGAUGACCAUGUUCUUCAAUGGAGCCGCCAAUUCGCCGACCAAGUCCGACGAUGUAGACAACUCAGUUGGCUUGGGCGGCAGCCCCUGGGCCAAUGUCAUCUCCAUGGGUCUGCGCAUCAUUAACACGCUCUUGGGCGGCGGCGCGCCCAGCGACGGCAUCGACAAGGUCGAUAACGGCGGUUCUCCCAUGCAGGGCAUCUUGGCGGCUGUGCUGUCGUCCGUGUUGGGCACCAGAGAUCCAGAUCAAGUCAACUCGAUGGCCAAGCAAGCUGGCGAGUUCAUACAGAUCGUUAUGAAUCUGCUGGACGCACUGAAGACCUCUUUCUCGCACCGCUCGCUCACCGCCCGCUCCCUGGGCAAACGUGACUCGGUGAGCGAUGCAGCCGUCGCUGGCAUUGCGCUCCUCAAGGGCUACGUUCGCACCUACCGCAACGCGGACGACAAGUGCAUGCAGCGCUACAUGUGCGAUGCCAAUACGGACUGCGUGCGUGAAAUCGGAGGCAGCAGCAUCUUCUGCCAACUGGGAUCCUAUGCCACUAGCUACAUGCUUGGCCGCAGCAGCAACACCAGCUUCGAGCACCUGUAUGAUGCUGGACGCAGAGGGCGUUCCGGCUUCGAUUGUCGCCAGCUGUAUCUGGAGUGCAAUGAGGUCUAAGGCGUGGCGAGUGCUACGAAUUGAUGGCACAGUGACUGGACGACUUAAAGUAAAUUAAACUUAUUAAAUUAAAUUAAUUUAUGUGCUUACUUGAAACUAGGUCUUAGCUAUUUAUAUUAUUUAUUUAUUUAAAUUCUGUAUUUAUUUAAAAUGCUUAUGCAAUUGCAAAAACAAUUUGCGUUUCUCAAAACGCGCCAUUUCUCUGUAAUCUACUGCGAAACAAAAAAUUAAACAACAAAAAAAAAAAACCUUAC